Cucurbitaria berberidis CBS 394.84 is the source of this 1191-nucleotide messenger RNA. RefSeq lists its product as uncharacterized. The transcript has 5 exons. Gene Ontology annotation, biological process: transmembrane transport. NCBI's taxonomy places the organism in Eukaryota, Fungi, Ascomycota, Dothideomycetes, Pleosporales, Cucurbitariaceae. The coding region runs from base 1 to 1191 and encodes 396 amino acids. The record is from RefSeq and is a predicted model, not a curated record. Gene Ontology annotation, molecular function: transmembrane transporter activity. Gene Ontology annotation, cellular component: membrane.
AUGGCGACGAAGGGAGAGGAAACACACGAGGAUGUCUACAACACCUUAGACACCAUCUCAGAUGUCGACGAACGAGAAUUGGCCGCAAUGGGCAAGAAAAGCGUCCUCCGUCGCAACUUCUCACGCAUCUCUAUCCUCGGGCUCUCCUGCUCCAUCGUUAUAACGUGGGAAGCCAUGUUCAGCGUCCUCAUCUUCGGCCUGUUGAAUGGCGGACCAGGCGGACUUAUAUAUGGUUAUGUGUUCUGCUGGAUCGGCUGGGCGGCUGUAGUUGCGACGAUGGGGGACCAGCCGUCUUACAAUCCUUCGCGGUGGCACGGAACUCUGAUGAUCUUCGCGAUCAUUCUUGCCUUUCUCGUGUUCAACACCUUUCUGUCUAAACUAUUCCCGCACGUCGAGACUUGCAUUUUAGUUUUGCACAUUACUUUGUUCAUCGUGGUGUUAGUCGUCUUGACAGUCAUGGCGCCGCAAAAAAGUAGUAACGCUGAAGUGUGGACGCUGUUCCUCAAUCAAGGGGGUUACGAGAGCAAAGGAUUGAGCUUUUUCGUUGGGCUAAUUACUCCUGUCUUUGCAUUCAGCGGCGCAGAUGGCGUCGUGCAUAUGAGCGAAGAGAUUCGCAACGCGAGCCGCGUCGUGCCAUGGGCAAUGAUGACACAAACAGACUCGAUAGCUAUCAACGGCAUAACGGGCUUCGCCAUUCUCAUCGCUAUACUCUACUGCAUCGGCGACAUAGAAGCCGCCCUCACCACGCCAACAGGGUACCCCUUCAUUGAGAUUCUGACACAAGGCUCUGGCUCAGUUGCGGGCGGGACUGCUAUUUCCGCGCUCCUCGUCGUAAUGUACGCCCUUGCGACACUCGGUGUCAUUGCAACGGCGUCAAGGCAGCUCUGGGCUUUUGCACGAGACAACGCAGUUCCCAACGCGCGCCUGCUCUCAUAUGUGCAUCCGGGCAUGAAGGUACCUGUAGUCAGCAUUGUGGUCACAGCGUUAAUAACCUGUUUGUUGAGUCUGAUUAACAUCGGCAGUGCAGCAGUCUUCAACGCCAUAGUCUCUCUCACUGUUGCGGGCUUCUUCGGCUCAUACCUCAUCCCUUUCAACCUCUUUUUGUACACGCGAUUACGGCAUCCGGACAGGAUUGCUCCGGGGCCGUGGACACUGGGAAAAUGGGUGUGCCUUUUACUGCGGUGGGUAUGA